UUUGAACGUGGAUCAUGAUUCUGCUACAUUUUCUAUCUCUCCUCUAUGCCUUCUUCCACCUAUCUCUUUUGGUGAGAGCAUCAGCAUUAACGACUGCCAUAUCUGCAAACGAAAGACUUUGUUUCUAUGCCGAUGUCGACAAGACAGGAGAAAAGAUUGGCUUUUACUUUGCAGUACAAUCUGGAGGCUCGUUUGACAUCGACUUCGACAUUAAAGACCCUAACGACAAAGUAAUACUCGACGGCACUCGUGAGCGCCAAGGAGACUAUGUCCUAACAGCGAACACCGUCGGAGAAUACUCGUUCUGCUUCGAAAACGAUAUGUCGACGCUCACGGAAAAGUUGGUCGACUUUGAUAUUAUGGUGGAGACCGAACCCCGGAGGGAAGCCCCUGCGAAGGCAGGCCAGGUUUCUGACCACACUAGUGCUCUAGAAGAGAGCAUUUUUAGACUAAACGGAAACCUUUUGAACAUCAAACGAACACAAAAAUAUUUCCACACUCGAGAAAACAGAGGUUUUUCCCUGGUGAAGUCGACCCAAAGUCGUCUGUUUUGGUAUGCCGUCUUCGAAAGCUUGGGGGUCAUUGGUAUGGCGGUGCUCCAAGUCUAUAUUCUCCAAACUUUUUUCACGAAGACUGGCCGGCGAUACAAGGUUUAAAUAGUCACUGUUGUAUUACUGGAGAGCUGUUAAUGGACAUGGUAUACCAUAAUUUUUCUGUCACGACACGAAAGGUGUCCUUGAAUGUAUCGCUAUAAUUGACUUGGCGUACUUUAACGGUGGUCUGAGAAAACCGAUUUUUUCAGCCUCACCAUAGUGGACUGACCGUCCACUAUAGUUGGGCGCCUCAGGUGGCUCUAAAGCAGUCUCCACCAGGAAGUCACAUAGCACGCACAACACACAUGGUUGACAGCUUUUGUCUAGUAGCACCUCAACGUCUUUCAUUGUUGGGUCUACGGUGAAGAUGUUGAAAGGAUCUUUACUGUC
Molecule: messenger RNA, 983 nt
Organism: Serpula lacrymans var. lacrymans S7.9
Lineage: Eukaryota; Fungi; Basidiomycota; Agaricomycetes; Boletales; Serpulaceae
Exons: 8
Coding region: 15-656 (213 amino acids)
Biological process (GO): protein retention in ER lumen; intracellular protein transport; Golgi organization
Cellular component (GO): endoplasmic reticulum-Golgi intermediate compartment; COPII-coated ER to Golgi transport vesicle; Golgi apparatus
Source: RefSeq, a predicted model, not a curated record